This is a messenger RNA of Corticium candelabrum, 1170 nucleotides long. RefSeq names its product methylmalonic aciduria type A homolog, mitochondrial-like. The record is from RefSeq and is a predicted model, not a curated record. Gene Ontology annotation, cellular component: cytoplasm. The transcript is spliced from 7 exons. Gene Ontology annotation, molecular function: GTPase activity; GTP binding. The coding region runs from base 24 to 1094 and encodes 356 amino acids. NCBI's taxonomy places the organism in Eukaryota, Metazoa, Porifera, Homoscleromorpha, Homosclerophorida, Plakinidae.
UUAAAACAGACCAAUCACUAUUGAUGUCAUUUUCUUGUCGUUCGUCGCUACUUCGGCGGUCGCUAUCGUGUGUUUCUAGAGCGCAGACGUUACGCUCUUAUCGGAGGUUUUGUAAGGCAGCUGAACGUUCGACUCUAAUAGAGGAAUUUGAAGGAAAUGCGGCCGCUGAAGAGACAGUUCGACUAUUACUGGAAGGAAACAGAGUCAAACUGGCAGAAACUAUCACAUUAAUCGAGUCUGCGCAUCCCGUCAAACGUCUGCUGGGUCAGUCGAUUAUCACCGCCGUGUUGGAGCAGUUCCACAGAAAUCAUCCGUCGACAUUCCGAGUCGGAAUCACAGGACCACCCGGUGCUGGAAAAUCAACAUUUAUUGAGACAUUUGGGACGUUUCUGACAUCACAAGGACACAAAGUUGCAGUCCUGGCAGUUGAUCCGAGUUCUUCCACAACUGGUGGAUCUCUUCUUGGUGACCGAACGAGGAUGCCUGAAUUGUCACGUAAUCCUAAUGCUUAUAUCAGACCAUCUCCGUCAUCAGGAGCACAAGGUGGUGUAACAAGGAGUACUGGCGAGACCAUUCUACUUUGUGAAGCUACCGGUUACAACAUCAUUUUAGUGGAAACAGUAGGAGUCGGUCAAGCAGAACAUGCUGUUGCUGACAUGGUGGAUAUGUUUGUACUUUUGACACCUCCAGGAGCAGGAGAUGAGCUCCAGGGCAUGAAAAGAGGUGUUGUCGAGUUGGCUGACAUGGUUAUUGUAACGAAAGCCGAUGGUGAGUUGAUGAAAGCAGCAAAUCAUAUGAAAGCAGAAUACCUCAGUGCACUGCGCUUUCUCAAACGACAAACAAAGUUAUAUUACCCCAAGGAGUCGGGACACUUUGAAUCAAAACGACAUCACCAACAGAAAGCCUGGAUGUGGAAUCACAUUCGACAUCAAAUACUGUCCAGCUUCAGACGACAUCCUGCGGUACAGGAAUUCUAUGAAAAGUAUGAAGAGCUGGUUGUUGAUGGUGUGUUGACACCGGGAGCAGCUGCAGACAAGUUACUUGCAUGUUUUCUGGAUGACAGACGAGCAAAUGAGAGUGAAGCCAAGAAAUAGUGAAAUCCGAGUCUUGUCUAAUGUUUAGACACAUGGACACGUAUCUGCGUAUAUUUUGAACAAUUUCAAUAAAAUC